Onthophagus taurus is the source of this 3545-nucleotide messenger RNA. RefSeq names its product SNF4/AMP-activated protein kinase gamma subunit (gene SNF4Agamma). Gene Ontology annotation, molecular function: AMP binding; protein kinase binding; protein kinase regulator activity. Lineage: Eukaryota; Metazoa; Arthropoda; Insecta; Coleoptera; Scarabaeidae. Gene Ontology annotation, biological process: regulation of catalytic activity; protein phosphorylation. The record is from RefSeq and is a predicted model, not a curated record. Gene Ontology annotation, cellular component: nucleus; nucleotide-activated protein kinase complex; cytoplasm.
GCGCACGCGCCUUCUAUACCUUUUACCACGAUAUCGCGCGAUCUCCCCUACUUACAAUCAAGAACCAGUCACCGAUUUGCCUUACGUAGUAUUAGUUCUAUUACCAAAAAUAACCAAAAUAGCCGCUCGCACGUAUUCGAACCGGUAUCCAAGAAAUCAAUCGAUCAUUUACGAUCGCGUAAUAGUGUCUUGAUAAAAGUCUAGGGGAAAACGAAACGGAUCAAGUGUGAGCACUGGUGUCUGGAUUGUCGUACAUUUUCCCGACCGAUUCGAUUAAUAUUCGCGUUUUAGUAUUGUGUUUUAAACGAAGGCAUCUUCGGGUAAUAUUUUAAAUUAGUAACUUGUCAUAGUGAUUUGUCAGUGAAAAGAUUUGUGUAUGUGUUAAUAUUUUAUGUCACCGAGCUGACAGGAAAAGAUCUCCAGGAAAAGUAUAGAGAUGGAUGCCAAAGUGACAAAUUCUUCGCCAGAAGGCACCAAAUCAAAAAAGGCGGCCCAACACCAGGAAGAAUCAUCUUCGGCGGAAGCAUCGAGCGACGACAGCGAUAUAGAGGCGGACCUCGUCCAAAACAUCAAAUACAAUACGAUCUCGACGAUGGCCGCUUUAAAAGAUAUGUUAAGAGCGAGUGGUGAAGAUCUGGACGAAAAUGGUAGUUUUAUGCAAUGCUACUUCCAAAAGCAUUCGAAUACGUUACCAUCGAGGACUUCGAUGCCUUUUCGACGAUUAUCUCAAUGUCGCGAAGAAGACGAAGAAGAGGUGAAGACGGCCGCUGCACAAAGCGACUUGGCUACUAUUUCCGGAAGCGACAAGAGUUUAUCGGAAUCAUCGAGCGGCUCGAAAACGUCUGUUAUCGAUACAGUGUCAGGACCUACGCAUAAAUUUGUUAUUACAAAGACGAAACAAGUCGAUGAUGACGGCAAGAAAAAGAAGGAUGACGACAAGAAAAAGAAAGAUGACGACAAGAAAAAGAAAGACAAUGACGAUAAGAAGAAGAAAUCGACGAAGCAACCAUCUGAAGCCGCGAAAAAGAUGGCUGCAGAUCCGAAAUAUAGGCAGGCAAAUACCGUUCAUUUCCCAACGACAGAUCCAAGAAAACCAAAGAUUCAAGGAUUAUUUAAUCGACCUCCUCAUUAUGAUAGCAAAUUUUUCGAUUCCUCUUUAAUUGAAAUGAAAAGUCAAACGAGUAGUACUUCUACUUUGGAUUGUAAUGAGGAUAUUUGGGUUAGAAGAUUACCAGAAAAUAAAAAAGAAUUAGGUUCACAACCGCUACCAACCAUCACAAGCGAUGACAUCGAACAGACUCUUCCAAGGCCUCGUUCUGGGACGUGGGGUUCCAAAUCCGAUAAUAAAAAAUCAAAAGAUAAAAAAUCCGACGUUAAAAAAGAUGGAAAAAGUGACGCUAAGAAAGACAAGAAAAAGGAUAAGGGAAGCAGAAGCGGUUCGGCUUCGAGAUCGAGUUCCGCUGAAAGACGGAAGUCGGGCGAUGAUAUACACUCACCCAAGAAACCAGGAAUGCUCGACGCCUUGAGAGGUAGAUCUCAAUCAGACGCUAGUAAGAAAAAAGGAUUAGCUUUAAUGGCCACUAUGAGAAGUGCUAUGGUACACACAGGCUUAAUGCACGCACCUAAACCAAAAGCGCCAAGAGAUGGGUCUGCUCAUCCAGUGAAAGAUGGACCACACACUCAAUAUUAUCACACAGUUACUGCUGCGUCCACAAAUAGGGGCACUAUGAUGAAGGUUAUGGACAUAUUUAGAAAUAAGAAUAGUUUACAACCGGAAGAUAGGAAAAAGAGAGCUUCACACCAAUUCAGCAAUUCAAGCGCGCAAAAAAGAUUAAUAGAUCCGGGUAGACGACACUCCCAGGGUACAGUAAUUCCUCAUAGGGCUUCGGAUGUCAGCUUGGAUCCAUUACACGCAGCAAUACUAUUUAGAGACUCGAGAGGGUUGCCGGCUGUUGACCCGUUCUUGGAUAAAGUCAACUAUUCCGAUCUAGAGGAAGAUGAACCACAAAUUUACGUAAAAUUUUUCAAAUUUCACAAAUGUUACGAUUUAAUACCAACGUCGGCAAAACUAGUAGUUUUUGAUACUCAACUAUUGGUAAAAAAGGCGUUUUUCGCGUUGGUUUACAAUGGAGUAAGGGCAGCACCUCUUUGGGAUAGUAAACGGCAAGAAUUUGUCGGUAUGUUAACCAUAACAGAUUUCAUCAAGAUCCUUCGGAUGUACUACAAAAGUCCCACCGUUGAAAUUGACGAAUUGGAGGAGCACAAAUUAGACACCUGGCGUCAAGUUUUAAAAGACUUGAAACCAUUGACCAGCAUCUGUCCGGAUGCUUCACUUUAUGAUGCCAUACGAACGUUAAUUCAUAACAGAAUCCAUAGGUUACCUGUUAUAGAUCCGGAAACGGGGAAUGUUUUGUAUAUUUUAACACACAAGAGGAUAUUAAGGUUCCUAUUCUUAUACAUAAAUGAAUUACCUAAGCCGAGUUAUAUGAAUAAAACGCUUAGAGAAUUAAAAAUAGGAACUUACGAUGAUAUAGAAACGGCAACGGAAGAUAUGCCUAUCAUAACAGCUUUGAAAAAGUUCGUUGAAAGGCGAGUUUCCGCAUUACCUAUAAUCGAUCCCGAGGGAAGAUUAGUUGAUAUUUACGCAAAAUUCGAUGUAAUCAAUUUGGCUGCGGAAAAGACGUACAAUGACUUGGAUGUGACGCUUAAAAAGGCCAACGAACACCGAAACGAAUGGUUUGAGGGCGUUCAUAAGUGUAAAUUGGAUGAAACGUUAUUUACGAUUAUGGAAAAAAUCGUUAGGGCAGAGGUACACAGACUUGUUGUGGUAGAUGAGGAAGAAAAAGUAAUUGGUAUCAUCUCUCUUUCUGAUUUACUCCUCUAUUUAGUUCUUAGACCAUGUGGUGAAGAUGGUUCUAUGGAUGGAAUGACGUCAGUUCGUGCUCAAGAUUCUAAACUACAUGAAAGCGAUUCAAGUUCAGCUCUGAGUAUGACUGAUGAUGUCUCGCAAACAAUACCUGAAGAGGAAGAACAUCAGGUUCGCGACGCAAACGAUGAUUACGAGGACGAUGAUAAAGAUCGCGAUUCGGCCGAUAGUUUACCAGAUUCGCCCAUGUUACAAAAGACGGGUGGAUUGCCGAACGAUGGAAACAUCUUCAGGGAAGUGGCUGUGACUGGAGGAGAGUGAUGAUGAUGAUUGAAUUGAGAAAAAAAUGUGAAGAAAAAUCAUAGGCUUACUUACAAUAAAAGUGAUACCAAGAAAUGCGGGUUAUACUGUGUGUCUUUGCAACUUUUGUUAAUUAUUAAUUUAAAGAAUUUUCAAAGAGGAGUGUAUAUUAUGUAUUUUUGUUCAUCUAAUGUCGACACUUGAAAUGAAAACAGAAACGCGGAUACUUAUUAACUGAGUAAUUUAAUAUAAAAAAAUGAAAGCUUGAAAGGAAGGUAAAGGAGAGAACGCGACUAGAGUACUUAAAGAUUAUUAUUACUAUUAUUUAACGAUACCAAAGACUGUUUUUGUUUGUUACUAAUUGUUAUUUGUUGUAAAU